AAGGUCAUUUAGAAUGUUUUUUUAGAGUAGAAUGUCGUCGUUGAAUAUAUUUGCUGGGGUCCCGCUUCCAGUCAUCUUAAAAACACUUUGCCUUUGGGUCUGCUUCUUCAGUAUAGCACUCUGUGAUUCUGUACGUGGUCCAACCCUCCUUGAUGUACGGGAUGAGGUUGGGGUGUCUACUCAAGCAAUGUCCUAUACCUUCAUGCUAGCAGCCAUAGGAGGUCUGGGAGGCUGUAUCGUCGCCGGUAUUUUGCUUGACAGAUUUGCAACUUCAACCCUCUACCUUGUCCUGCUGUUCAGGUUACAAAAUAUUUGUCUCUCAAAUAUUCUAAAUCAGUUACAGCACCCGGACAUCCCGACCAUUGACCAUUUUUUAAGUUAUCAAAUACUCAUUAUAUUGUUAAGAACUGAGAAUUUCUCGUUGAGGUUAAACAAAAAAAUCAAAAAUGGUUUUUUGAUUUUUCACAAAUGUAAAAUUGUUGUCGGAUAGCUGCAGUUAAUGGUU
Messenger RNA from Eurytemora carolleeae, 505 nucleotides. Its product is annotated as major facilitator superfamily domain-containing protein 4A. The transcript has 3 exons. The record is from RefSeq and is a predicted model, not a curated record. Lineage: Eukaryota; Metazoa; Arthropoda; Copepoda; Calanoida; Temoridae. Bases 32 to 490 code for a protein of 152 amino acids.